UUGUUUUUUGCGGGCUCUAUAUAACUUAUGAAGUUGGCAGUUCCGACCAAAAACUUGACAGAAACAAGUGCAAAUUAAUCCAGAGUGCAGACGAUUGGGAUUUGGGAACAAUGUUUAGUGGUAAACAUUUGGAAUGAGUAUUGAAGCUCUGUCACUUUCUUCGUUUUUUGUAUUAUUUGUGUCAGUUGGUGUUUGUGCAGAAGAUUUAGGACUUCAGUCUGUUGCUGCUUUGAAUAGUGAAGUAGACUCCUUCGGGCAUGAAAGUAAAUCUGAUGUUUUGCCUCUGCGAGCUACUGUAGUGAGCAAAAGAGUUGCAGAGUUCACGGAUCAGUUUAUAAAACAAGAUGAUCUGUCAUUAUCAUCAGAUGCUGAAGUACUCCAGGGAGAUGUUGAGGACCUGCAGGUGACAACUGCUCCUGCCUCUCAAACUGAAGAUAUUGAAACAGUGGAAAACUCAACAUUAAACAAUACUGAUAAUGGCCUGAAUAGAAGUACACUUGUAUCCUGCGUUGUAGGAAACAGUAGUAUUGGGAAACCAGUGGAGCUGAUUAAUUCUACAAGAUUAUUGAGCCUUCUGGUAAGUGACCCCAAUGUGACACGACGUCGCCAGCCGGCAGAAUGCGUAAUGGUCCUCUUCUAUGCUCGUUAUUGCCCAUUUAGCAGCCUGGCAGCACCUCACUUCAAUGCCCUCCCUAGGGCUUUUCCAGACAUAAAAAUGGCUGCCAUUGAUGCAAUGAAAUACCACAGUUUCAAUACGCAAUAUGGAAUUGUCGGUGUCCCCACAGUAAUGUUGUUCCACAAUGGUCGACCAGCUGCAAAGUUCAAUAAUUCUGAUUACACCUUAGAAAUGUUUGGACGCUUUAUAAUAGAAUAUACAGGCCUUGAACCCAAAAACAAAUUGUUUGUGAUGUCUGUUGACUUCAGUGGUCCUGUACCAAGUGUACCGGUCAAAGAGACUGAUUACUGUCUUGUCUUGUCAUGGGUGUUCAUAAUGCUGUGUGCAGUGUACUACUUUAGUAAGUCUGCAUGGUGGCAAUGGAUUGUAGAAGCUGUACAGAACUCUUGGAGAGAAGCAGAAGCACACCAUGAACAUGUGGAGUGACAGUUAACCACUGUGCUUGUUGGAAGGGGACUGUGAACAUUUCCUGCUCUUGGAUUACAAUCGUUGUAUUGCUUGUCAUUCAGGGAUGGAUGCCUUAUUUUUUCCCAAACUUCAGUGCAUUUAGCUUAUCAGUUGCAGUUGAUAUUAUCUUUUAAUAGCAUUUUUCUCAAAGUUGAUGAAAUUAUGCUAUAUCUCAAGUGUCUCAUUACUGGAAAGAACAAGAUAUCUCCUUUAACUUCUUGUAAAUCAAUUUAAGAAGUUGAAACAGUGGAAUGAAGGGGGUUUAUCUGUUACUGAUGAUCAAUUUGAAGUGUUAAAAUAAAGAAAAUUGUACCUCUUUCAACCAAAGCAUUACUAUUUACAAAUGUCAGUGUUAUGUAAUCAGAUUAUAUAGUGUUCUUUCAGGAGUCAGUGUCACAUCUUGAUUUUCUUGUCAUCUGAAAAGUAAGUUAAGGUAGCAUCAACUAAUUUCAAAUGAGUUCAUGCUGUGAACAAAACAAGGUACAUGGAAAAACUCAUUAUGUUCCUAGAUUUUGCUUCAGUUACUUAGUUACAACAGUAAUGAAAAUGUUGCAUUAUCUUUAUUUAGUCUUUGU
Messenger RNA from Schistocerca piceifrons (Central American locust), 1698 nucleotides. RefSeq names its product thioredoxin domain-containing protein 15 (gene bug). The coding region runs from base 134 to 1102 and encodes 322 amino acids. Gene Ontology annotation, cellular component: cilium. The record is from RefSeq and is a predicted model, not a curated record. NCBI's taxonomy places the organism in Eukaryota, Metazoa, Arthropoda, Insecta, Orthoptera, Acrididae. The transcript is spliced from 6 exons. Gene Ontology annotation, biological process: cilium assembly.